CGUGACCGGAAGUUUUGGAGCGGCGGCGCCCCGCCCCUUGCCGGAAGCAUGUGAUCCCGGAAGUUCCGUCGCUGUGAAGGGGGGAUAAACAGGAAUGGCGGAGGCAGCGGCGGCGCCUGUAGCCCUCACAUCAGCCGCGGCAGGAAAGAGCCCGCUGCCCGUCUUCCCUGACAAUCCCCCCGUGGGUGGUUGGACCCGGCAAGUAACCUGCAGAUAUUUCAUGCACGGCGUCUGCAAAGAAGGAAACAACUGUCGCUAUUCGCAUGAUCUGUCCACCAGCCGAUCUACUAUGAUCUGCAGAUAUUACCAACGCGGGUGCUGUGCUUACGGAGACCAAUGCAGAUACGAACACACAAAACCACUAAAGCAAGAAGUGAUCGGUGACUCCACUGCACGGAUCUGCCCCCACGGGUCCCUCCCGGAAACCAGCGGCAACAUUAACAGUAAGGCAGCUGAAUUGGCAGCUAGUGACCUGGCAGCUGGGGUCUCACAGGCUGAAGACUGGGUCAAUGCCGUGGAGUUUGUGCCGGGGCAGCUCUACUCUGGACGUGGUCCAUCCGGCCCAGACACUCACACUCAGGGAACUAUACACCAAGAGGAGGAGAAGGAGCAGCCGGCCGACCCAGAGCUGAAGAAGCAGCUCUGUCCAUACGCUGCGGUGGGGGAGUGUCGAUACGGAGAGAACUGUGUCUACCUGCACGGAGACCCGUGUGAUAUGUGUGGGCUACAGGUCCUGCAUCCUGCAGACCCUUCUCAGAGGUCUCAACACAUCAAGUCCUGCAUUGAGGCUCACGAGAAGGACAUGGAACUGUCGUUUGCCAUCCAGCGCAGUAAGGACAUAGUGUGCGGGAUCUGCAUGGAGGUGGUCUAUGAGAAAACAAACCUUAGCGAGAGGCGUUUCGGCAUCCUCUCCAACUGUAACCACUCCUACUGCCUGAAGUGCAUCCGCAGGUGGAGGAGCGCCAAGCAGUUCGAGAGCAAGAUCAUAAAGUCGUGCCCAGAAUGCCGCAUCACGUCAAACUUUGUCAUUCCAAGUGAAUACUGGGUGGAAGAGAAGGAUGAUAAACAGAAGCUGAUCCUCAAGUACAAAGAAGCCAUGAGCAACAAAUCUUGCCGGUAUUUCGAUGAAGGGCGUGGCACCUGCCCUUUUGGCGGCAACUGCUUUUACAAGCAUGCGUACCCCGAUGGCCGCAUAGAAGAACCACAGCCGCGGCAAAAAGGGGGAAUGUCCAGUAGGUACCGAGCCCAACGUCGUAACCGGUUCUGGGACUUUGAGGAACGUGAGGGUGGAGAUCCUUUUGACAAUGACGAUGACGAAGUGAUGACCUUUGAGCUAGGUGAAAUGCUUCUAAUGCUUUUGGCAGCGGGUGCAGACGAAGACCUUACAGACUCAGAGGAUGAGUGGGAUUUGUUUCACGAGGAUCUGGACGAUUUUUAUGACCUGGACCUAUAGCGCCUGUGAAAGAAGUAUGGACUGUCUGUGCAGCCUCAGACAGUAGCUAUUUCCUGUGGUGUUGUGGCAGUGCCUGUGUUUUCUCCUAGGCAGGCCUAUCCAUUCCAGGUGCUGUAAUAAUUUUUAUCCUGACGUCUGUCUUUUUUUUUUUUUCCCCUGUUUCCCAGAGUGUGUGUUCCUCUGUUUUCAAGAUAAUCCCCUCCCCACCCCGAAUAAACUAAAAGAAAAAAAAAAAAUACUACACACAAGUACGAAAUUA
Pseudophryne corroboree (corroboree frog) is the source of this 1712-nucleotide messenger RNA. RefSeq names its product makorin ring finger protein 1 (gene MKRN1). Gene Ontology annotation, molecular function: ubiquitin protein ligase activity; metal ion binding. Bases 95 to 1453 code for a protein of 452 amino acids. The transcript has 8 exons. The record is from RefSeq and is a predicted model, not a curated record. NCBI's taxonomy places the organism in Eukaryota, Metazoa, Chordata, Amphibia, Anura, Myobatrachidae. Gene Ontology annotation, biological process: protein polyubiquitination.